UCAUCUCUAAUCAAUGCAACUACAGUGCAACAUUGAGCUUUCCCUUUCUUCCCAACUUAUUCACCAUUUCCUCUUCCAAAACCUCAAUGGCAAAAAAGUCCAUCAACUAUUUACCUGAAGGGUUGAUCUCCGAAAUACUCCUUCGACUUCCUGUGAAAUCACUGCUCCAAUGCAAGUCCGUCUGCAAACCAUGGCUUUCACUCAUCUCCACCCCUCAUUUCGUCAAAUCUCAACUCCAUCGCGCCAUCACGGCCUCAAUGAACACACCCACAAUGCUCUGUAUCCACAGACCCACGCUCACCGAGGAGGAAUUGGCAAGAAAACUGGCCUUCGAGGCCGAGACGGAGAGGCGUUUCGGCACAUUGUUUUCCAAUUCCACUAUUAGUCCACAACAGCAACGUCGGCGUGAACUUGUUGAUGAGGCGCUUCUUGAUGCCGCAGCCCAAGACUUGUCCAGCUGUCCGGUACAAUUUGAUCAUCUUGUUAUGCCACGUCUUUUCUCUACACAUUAUAGUAUUAAAAGUGUUUGUGAUGGCAUCCUCUGUUUAGCUAAUUUGUUCGGUAAUUAUGUCUAUCUUUGGAAUCCGUCAAUCGGGAAGUUUAAGAAACUCCCUGCUCCCGAGCCCCACACUUGUGAUACUGUGCCGGUUAAAGUAGGGUUUGGUUAUGAUCCUAUCUCCGAUGACUACAAGGUCUUUAGGAUUGUGUCUGAGAAAAUGUUUGAUGUCGAACCAUUAGUUCAGGUUUAUUCGUCGAAUGCUGAUUCCUGGACUAAUGAAUUUAAGGCUCCUAUUAUGAAGGGUGUUAAGCACUUUGGCUCAGCUAAUGUUGUUGUAGACGGGGUACUGUAUUUUAAAUAUCGUAGGGAGCACUUAGUCUCAUUUGAUUUGCACAAUGAGAUUUUUGGACUAGUUCCUAUCCCUAGCUCUACACAGAUGGAGUCAGAUGUUUUGGAUUUCCAAGGUUCCGUCGCUAUGGUCUUUCAGUCUGGAAUUGAAAUAAAUCUAUGGACGUUAGAUAAUGUUUCUGGAGAGGUGUCUUGGACCAAAAAAUUUAGCAUUGAGGCUCAUCCCGAGACUGAAAUACGGUUAAAUGACUAUUUGGGUGCAGCACAGUUCUUUGGACAUAAGGUAUUUCACAGUAGCUUCAUGUUUUAUGUGUUGUAUGACUAUGAGAAGAAAGAAACCAAAAUUUAUAAAGAUGAAGCAAAUGUGGGUGCUUUUCUCAAAUACACAGAAACGCUUGUUUCACUAGAUGGCUUUGAGCAAGUGCAGUAAAAGGGCAACUGGCGGGCAUCUGAAUAGUCUCCACCAGAAACAAUCUAGAGAAUACGGUAUGUUGACCAUUAUCAUGGCAAGUGAAGUGUGAUUACGGAAGCAGUUACCGCAAUAUAAUGUUGGUUUUGUGCUUGAUAUCUACGAGGGAGAACCUGAUGUCCUCCUGAGAUGCAUCUACUAGCUAUUAGUACUGCCUAUAUGGCUAUCUGUAGUACUGAAUGGUUACUAAAUCUCUUAUAUAUGGCUAUCUAUGUUUUAAGUACUGAAUGCAAGCUUCUAAAUCUUAAUCUUUGCUA
Daucus carota subsp. sativus is the source of this 1573-nucleotide messenger RNA. RefSeq names its product F-box/kelch-repeat protein At3g23880-like. The coding region runs from base 87 to 1277 and encodes 396 amino acids. NCBI's taxonomy places the organism in Eukaryota, Viridiplantae, Streptophyta, Magnoliopsida, Apiales, Apiaceae. The transcript has 2 exons. The record is from RefSeq and is a predicted model, not a curated record. Gene Ontology annotation, molecular function: protein binding.